This is a messenger RNA of Rotaria socialis, 1167 nucleotides long. The record is from the annotation of a GenBank genome assembly. Lineage: Eukaryota; Metazoa; Rotifera; Eurotatoria; Philodinida; Philodinidae.
AUGAACCAUAUUUUCAUAAUUCUUUUAUUAAAAUUUUCUCUAUGUUUUGUUCAAUCACAACAAUUUUCAGAGGAAAGUCCAUAUCUAACUAUUCGUUUAAUGGAUAUUAAGAUUCAUGAGUUGAAACCUGAUCUGAUAAAUAAAAUAGAAAAAGUGCUCGACUCUGAAUUGAAACAUACCGAUGAGAAAAAAAGUGUUACAUGUAAAUCAAUUUAUUUUGAACAAGACGUAAACUCUCCUACACAGGAUGGUCGUUUUCUUGAUUUGAGUAUUCGAGGCAUGUGCUUGGAUGAACAAGGCCAACAACAUAUUGUCGAUAAAGAUUUAAUGACUAAGGCUAUAAUACGAAAAAAAGAUCAAGUUAAUGCCAUAACUCAUGCGACUCUUUUUCGCAUUGGUAAUAUACAAUUGUAUACUCGUAAUCGAAAUCAACUUAAUGUAAUAAUUAUACCUGUAUCCAUUGGAUUUGUUUCAUUCUUAUUUAUUCUUACAUUUUCCUUACGUCAGAUGAGAGCUAAACAAAAACGUCUGCAUAUUAUAAUGGAAUUACAGAAGAGAAAAGGUGCUACCACCAAAAAAGCGCCUGUUAUACCUAAUAUUGAUCCACUUGCAAAUGAUAAACAACGUUUAUUGCAACUUGAUCCAACUGUUGUUGGCAAUGUUUCCAAUACAAUGGGUAGUCCAAAAGAAUUCACUAUGGAACAACAUUCAUCUCCAAUUCGUUUUAAUACCAAAACUGCUGCCGACAAUCGCUGCUAUCAAGGAACAUCAUCCCCACCAGUAGUACCAUCGAAAGAAAAUCGUGCAACAUAUGCGAAUCGUGAUAAUGAAACAUCAUUUCAAGCACAACGACCAUUAAAGUCUGGCCAUGAAAAUAUGCAUAUACAAUACGAAAAAGAACCACAUGCUUCAUCGAACCAUUCUCAGUAUCAAUAUGAGCCACAAUAUCCAGAUAUGAUCUCGAUGCAGGAACAAAAUCCACGAGUUGUCGUUCGAUCAAUACGAGAUGAUCCGAACUAUCCAACAUAUCAUCAACCACAGCAGUACGAAGAUACAUCACAAAAAUUUGUAUCGAUUCCAGUACAAGUAGAGCAAAGUUCCUCCUAUCAACGAUUUGUUUCACCACCUUAUCAUUCCGAUCCUUAUUAUCCGCAAACAAACUCCUAG